GUAACCCCCCCACCCCCCACACAUACACAUUUUUUUUUAACUUCACUGUUAGUAUUGAAUUUUAUUGCAGUUAAACACAUUGUUUGUGCUACAUUCAUUUAUUUUCCUUGCUGAGAGCAGCAAUUAUUCUGUCUAAUAUAAAAAGAACAGAACUGUCCUUUUUCCAUCAAGUGGAAACUUGCCCUGAGGCUGCUCUCUUUUGCCCAGCGUUCCCAUCUUUAAAUAGGCUGCUAUUUUAAUUCUAAAGCAUAACGCACACCCCCGAAGGCCCGAGGCAUGCAGCCUAGAUUUAAUGCAGGGGUCAAAUGUCCUCACAACACUUAGAGAUGCAGUGUUGUGAGUAAAUCAGAGGAGUCUGGAGACUAAAACCAGUGAUAUUAAGCUUCUGUGAUGGUUUUGGAUUUAAAAAGGCCACUUUUUCCACAUCUGAAGUCUUGCUGAAUUGGGAGGAAGAAGCGAUGUCAUAUGCAUCCAAACUUCCUGCUUCCUGGAAUGAUGAGCGACCACGUCUGAAAGUGGAAAUUGAUCUGAGUUCCCCCGGUUUGGCAGUGUUUGAGCUGGAAAGGCUCCUGUUUACGGGCAAAGCCAUCAUCAGUCACGCAGACGAGGUGUGGCCGAGGCUUUACGUCGGUGACCAACAGAGUGCAGAAAACUUGGCUGAUCUAUCCAAGCACUGCUUCACUCACAUCCUGAAUGCAGCUCAGAGUAGGGGAGGAGGGCAGCCAGACAUAUAUGAGGGAAUGAACAUCACCUACAUGGGCAUAGAGGCACAUGAUUCCUGCAGCUAUGACAUGAGCAUCAACUUUCAGGCUGCAGCAGAUUUUAUCCACAGAGGCCUGAGCAGAGGAGGCAAAGUUCUGGUGCAUUGUCAUGUGGGAGUCAGCCGCUCUGCCACCCUGGUGCUGGCCUACCUGAUGCUGAAGCACAAGCUCACCCUGGUAGAGGCUAUUUGUGCUGUGAAGGACAAUCGGGGCGUGAUCCCAAAUCGAGGUUUCCUCCGACAGCUCAUCAAACUGGAUAAGCAGCUCUUUGGAAAACAUGACUAAACCAAGAGAAACCAUGACCUCAGGAGCAUUAUAGUCCAGUCAUCUCAAAUCAUUUUAUUUCUUGUUUUUGACUUUCAAUAUUGCUUUAUUGUUCUUAAAUUGACACCUUUGUAUUUUAUUUACAUAUGUAUAUUCUGAGGUACAAGCUUUGAAAACUUAGAAACCCAUUGUGAUUACUUAUGGAGGCUUUUUAAUCUCUGUAACAACCCACGUCUGUAACAUAAAGACAAGCUGUCAAUAUUU
Molecule: messenger RNA, 1289 nt
Organism: Fundulus heteroclitus (mummichog)
Lineage: Eukaryota; Metazoa; Chordata; Actinopteri; Cyprinodontiformes; Fundulidae
Product: dual specificity protein phosphatase 26-like
Exons: 3
Coding region: 459-1046 (195 amino acids)
Biological process (GO): negative regulation of MAPK cascade; protein dephosphorylation
Cellular component (GO): cytoplasm
Molecular function (GO): MAP kinase phosphatase activity; protein tyrosine/serine/threonine phosphatase activity
Source: RefSeq, a predicted model, not a curated record